Molecule: messenger RNA, 659 nt
Organism: Cynoglossus semilaevis (tongue sole)
Lineage: Eukaryota; Metazoa; Chordata; Actinopteri; Pleuronectiformes; Cynoglossidae
Gene: uxt
Product: ubiquitously-expressed, prefoldin-like chaperone
Exons: 6
Coding region: 139-615 (158 amino acids)
Biological process (GO): positive regulation of transcription by RNA polymerase II; negative regulation of transcription by RNA polymerase II
Cellular component (GO): mediator complex
Molecular function (GO): transcription corepressor activity
Source: RefSeq, a predicted model, not a curated record
UGGAUAUUUCUACUUCCGGUUCGCAGACUGAACGUGUAUAAUGUUUAAAGUGUGAAGUAGUUCGUGACGUUUUGCUAAGUCUUGUGUGACAGUACGUGUUUAGCGUCUUAUUAAUUACGCAGAGAAAAAUAAGGGAAUAUGUCAGUCCCGGCUAAGGGUGACGAUAACGUGAAGCAGAAAGUGUUACAGUACGAAGCAUUUAUCGAUGAGGUUCUGAAGCGAGAUUUAAAGAGGGUGUUGGAACAGAGAGAUGACAUUUUUGAGAAGAUUUCUCAGUAUCUGCAACUGAAGAACGUCAUACACAGUUUACAGGGCCUGGACUCUCAGCGGCUGAAGACAGAUGUAGAUCUGGGCUGUAACUUCUUUGUCAAGGCUGAAGUGGAGGACUCGUCCAGGAUCUUGGUGGCAGUUGGUUAUGGUUUCUUUGUUGAGAUGACUCAUAACGAAGCCCUGAGGUUCAUCGAGAAGAAGACCACUCAGCUCACAUCCUUCACAGAGGUACUCACCAAAGACUCCGCCAAAAUAAAAGCCAACAUCCGCAUGGUGCUGCAGGGUCUGAGGGAGCUGCAGGGCAUGAGGGACCUGCCCGAGACACACAGAAGGGAUGUUUUCUAGCUACUGUGGUUAGGUGGGAAACUAAUAAUUCACAUCUGAAGAGG